Molecule: messenger RNA, 1269 nt
Organism: Sphaerulina musiva SO2202
Lineage: Eukaryota; Fungi; Ascomycota; Dothideomycetes; Mycosphaerellales; Mycosphaerellaceae
Product: Pkinase-domain-containing protein
Exons: 4
Coding region: 1-1269 (422 amino acids)
Biological process (GO): protein phosphorylation
Cellular component (GO): cytoplasm; nucleus
Molecular function (GO): cyclin-dependent protein serine/threonine kinase activity; ATP binding
Source: RefSeq, a predicted model, not a curated record
AUGAGAUACGCUGGUGACCCUGGGCCCUGGCUGGCCACUCCUGGACUCCUGGAGUCCUUGUCCCGUUGGAACUACCUCCUAGGCGAACGAGGAGAACUCGAGGUCGGAGAUGCGUUUAGUGGGGUGAUACUACCUUACCUCCAGCUUCUCUGGGACCCGACAUAUACAGGCAAGGAGGCGCCCAAGACCCGACUGCACCCGACCCACGUCGGCACCCUCAACGUCGACAACCGCACCGACAGUAACAUCUCGGUGCGGUCUCUAGGCGGUAGCCACAAGGUUGAGCCGAUGGACAAGCGCCAUCCCUCCAGCUUUCAACAGCUGGAAAAGCUCGGUGAAGGCACUUAUGCUACGGUCUUCAAAGGCCGCAAUGGGCAGACGGGCCAGUUCGUGGCUCUGAAAGAAAUCCAUCUGGACAGCGAGGAGGGGACACCUAGCACCGCAAUCCGCGAAAUCUCGUUGAUGAAAGAGCUCAAGCACGAGAAUAUUGUCAGCUUGUACGAUGUUAUCCACACCGAAAACAAGCUCAUGCUGGUAUUCGAGUACAUGGACAAAGAUUUGAAAAAGUACAUGGACAGCUAUCAAAAUCCCGCCGGCGGCACCCGAGGUGCACUCGAUGCGGGCACGGUAAAGAGCUUCAUGUGGCAACUGCUACGAGGUAUUGCCUUUUGCCACGAAAACCGUGUCCUGCACCGCGAUCUCAAGCCCCAGAACCUCUUGAUCAACGCACAGGGACAACUGAAACUGGGAGACUUUGGACUUGCACGUGCAUUUGGCAUUCCUGUCAAUACCUUCUCCAACGAAGUGGUAACGCUGUGGUACCGUGCUCCCGAUGUGUUAUUGGGCAGUCGCACGUACAAUACCAGCAUCGACAUCUGGAGUGCUGGUUGUAUCAUGGCAGAAAUGUUCACUGGGCGACCGCUGUUCCCUGGCACCACAAACGAAGACCAGCUACUCAAGAUCUUCCGGCUCAUGGGCACCCCAUCCGAGCGCAGCUGGCCCGGUAUCAGUAGUUUUGCCGAGUACAAGCAAACAUGGCCCGUCUAUGCUACGCAAGAGCUCCGCGCCAUUCUGCCCCAAAUUGAUACGCAAGGUCUGCACCUGUUGAGUCAACUGUUACAGCUUCAGCCCGAAAGGCGUUGGUCUGCGGAACAGGCCUUGGCUCAUCCCUGGUUCACCGAGCUCAAUGCACGUAGUCAGGCAGCUGCAUCCGGAGCUUUCACGAAUCCGGUACCUGGAAUGGCGGUAGGACAGCAGCGUGCUUACUGA